AUGGACACAAAACCCAAAGACAAGUUGAUUGUUGUAUGCAUACUCCAUCCUUCAUCUGUACAAAAGUGUCACUCUUCAUACGGCUCGUCAUACGACCACACUGCGACAGACUCUUACCACCAAGAGUUAUCUCUGAGAUUCGGUCAAGGAGCUCACGGUGACAAUCAACCCUCACUAUGCCUCCCGCACCGAUAUGCACUCCAUCCUCCUUCGAUUACCCAACUUGCUUCAGCCAGUUGGAUUACCUACGGCCCUCUCAAGUCUUCAAAAUAUCCCUUCAAGCUCAAGUAUUUGCACUGGGGUCUCAUCGUUGAUCCUGCAAUGAAUCGUUUCUUGAAGAGUCAGCCUAGCAUCGAGCAUCUUGCAUUCCCCGACUUUGCCAUUCUUCCUCCAGAUUGGUUCUACUUUUGGCCAGAUUUCCUCCCUAAUGCGCGCAAGGUCACUGCUCCGAGUAGUCUCGAAGUGGCACUGGCCAUCUCGAGGUAA
Serendipita indica DSM 11827 is the source of this 486-nucleotide messenger RNA. The record is from the annotation of a GenBank genome assembly. NCBI's taxonomy places the organism in Eukaryota, Fungi, Basidiomycota, Agaricomycetes, Sebacinales, Serendipitaceae.